This is a messenger RNA of Pectinophora gossypiella (pink bollworm), 2037 nucleotides long. RefSeq lists its product as uncharacterized. The record is from RefSeq and is a predicted model, not a curated record. Gene Ontology annotation, molecular function: nucleic acid binding. The transcript has a single exon. Gene Ontology annotation, biological process: DNA integration. Lineage: Eukaryota; Metazoa; Arthropoda; Insecta; Lepidoptera; Gelechiidae. The coding region runs from base 1 to 2037 and encodes 678 amino acids.
AUGCGGUCAGAUAAACUGCUCCCACCGUUUGUGUCAAAUAGAGUCGAGGAGGUCAAAAAGAAUUUACCAGAAGCAGUAUGGUACUAUAUAAAUACCAAAUCGAACCCUGCUGAUCUCGCUACGCGACCAGAAAACUGGGAACACAAAAAGGAGUUGUGGUUCAAUGGCCCAGAGUUCUUGAAGUUAGACGAAAGCUACUGGCCUAAAGACCGUCUUUAUGACAGCCAUCACAACACUCUUCUCUCUGUUGGGGAGGGUCUAGUUCAGAGUCCAGGUGAGCAAAUAAUAGAUACAACGAAAAGCUCUGAACAAGAACAACCCAACCAGGACUUGACUGAACUAGAUGCACCACCACAAGAAGUUGAGGCAACAAAUGAACUCAUGUCAAAAAUUAAAAAAUUGCAAAGUGAAUGUUUUGCUGAAGAGUUAGAGGGAAAAAGGACUCAUUUAGUCAGAAACUUGGAAUUAUUUGUGGAUGUUGAUGGUAUACUUAGAACAAGGGGUCGAAUGGGUAAUACAACGUGGAGCUAUGACAUGAAGCAUCCCAUACUUUUGCCUAAAGACGCAGAGCUCACGAGGAUGAUAAUCAAGGAAGCUCAUGAAAGUAAUUAUCACGUUGGAGCCCCUCACACACUCAGCAUUCUUCGAAAGAAAUAUUGGAUACCACAAGGGAAGACCCAGGUGUUGAAGGUCAUUAAACAAUGUUCAAGAUGCAUAAAACAUGGAGGUGGGCCUUACAACCUUCCACCUGCACCACCACUGCCUGCGGAAAGGGUGACGUACAAUACUCCCUUUACAUAUACCGGUGCAGACUACUUUGGCCCGUUGUAUGUACUGGACUCCUCGAACAACAAGGUGAAAAGAUGGGUGGCCUUAUUUACCUGCUUGACAGUGCGAGCCAUCCAUUUAGAGGUGGUCAAAGACCUAACAGCAGAAGAAUGUCUUCUAGCCAUUAGGCGGUUCGCAGCAGCCAAAAACACGCCGAAGAAAAUAUACUCGGACAACGCCACCUAUUUCAGGCUAACCAGUGAAGUAAUGAAACAACCAUUUUGCAUCAAGAAUUGUAUCGAGUGGAAAUUCAUCCCUCAGCUUGCUCCAUGGCAUGGAGGAUUUUAUGAACGCAUGGUGGGCUUAGUGAAACACUGUCUGAAGCGUACAUUAGACAAACAUUUACUCAAUGAUAGUCAACUGCUCACUAUCAUCAAAGAGGUGGAAAAUGUGGUAAAUGCAAGACCUUUAACGAAAGUUGGACCUGAGUUAGAACAUAUACUGAGCCCUUCUGACUUCUUAAGCUUCGGUAAAUGCUUGACCGUAGAUUCAGCUGCCGUGGAAAUACCGGCUAAUGGCACGCAACUGAAAGUCGACCUAAUUACAAGCUGGAAAAGAGGCCUUAAGAUCCUAGAGGAAUUCAAACUUAUGUUUGUAAAUCAAUACCUAGCAAGCCUAAGGGAGAGAUAUCGCCAGGAUCCGAAGCAGCCUAGAAUUAAAUCACAGCGGGUACCUCACCAUGGAGACUAUGUUCAGUUAAAGGAAAACAGUAAGAACAGAGACAACUGGAAAGUUGGUAAAAUCGUAGAGUUGAUCAAGGGCGCUGAUGGCGAAUGUAGAGUCGCUAAAGUCAAAGUCGACGACUCUAUUUUUUCCAGGUCUCUCGGUCAUCUUUAUCCUCUUGAGGCUGAUAGUGAGGAAGGUGAUAAACCAGAGCCGGAAGCAAAUUUGGAAUCUAAAAAUAGAUAUGAAGCUCCGGUACCUGACGUGAUCGAACAAGUAAGCCGCGUAAACAGUCCCGUACAUGCCUCCGACGUAAAUUCGGAUGAAAUUCAAAGCAGUGACUAUCACCUUAUGGGGGGCGAUAACAUGAGCAAUAAAUAUGAGAUGAUCAUUGAGCCAAGUACGUCAGUUGAUGAUCGAGCAGGGGUGGUUGCUCCUGUUGAUGUCCCCAUGGACACAAGAGGAAGAGAGAAACGAGGUGCUGCUGUGCGAGCCCGGGAGAAGAUCCUGGAGUGGACCAAGCAUCUCUUCACCCUGCUGCAAUAA